Phaethon lepturus (White-tailed tropicbird) is the source of this 4107-nucleotide messenger RNA. RefSeq names its product scribbled planar cell polarity protein (gene SCRIB). The annotation marks the transcript as partial. Gene Ontology annotation, biological process: neurotransmitter receptor transport postsynaptic membrane to endosome; neurotransmitter receptor transport, endosome to postsynaptic membrane. The transcript is spliced from 31 exons. Gene Ontology annotation, molecular function: protein binding. Gene Ontology annotation, cellular component: postsynaptic density; postsynaptic membrane; adherens junction. The record is from RefSeq and is a predicted model, not a curated record. Lineage: Eukaryota; Metazoa; Chordata; Aves; Phaethontiformes; Phaethontidae.
CCUUUCUUUAGGCUUCUGAACCUGCGCAAGCUGGGUCUGAGUGACAAUGAAAUCCAGAGACUUCCCCCUGAGGUUGCCAACUUCAUGCAACUGGUGGAACUGGACAUCUCCCGUAACGACAUUCCAGAAAUUCCUGAAAGCAUCAAAUUCUGCAAAUCCUUGGAAAUCGCAGACUUCAGUGGGAAUCCUCUCUCCAGGCUUCCAGAGGGCUUUACACAGCUUCGGAGCCUGGGCCAUUUGGCCUUGAAUGAUGUGUCCCUGCAGAGCCUCCCCAAUGACAUUGGGAAUUUGGCAAACCUGGUGACUUUGGAGCUACGUGAGAACCUGCUAAAGACUCUCCCCACUUCACUCUCCUUCCUUGUCAAGUUAGAACAGUUGGAUCUUGGUGGAAAUGACCUGGAAGUACUGCCAGAUACUCUGGGAGCGCUACCAAACCUGCGUGAGCUUUGGUUAGACCGGAACCAGCUCUCAGCCCUGCCUCCAGAGCUGGGCAAUCUCCGCCGCUUGGUCUGUCUGGAUGUGUCAGAGAACAAGCUGGAGCAGUUGCCCAAUGAGGUCAGUGGGCUAGUAGCACUGACGGACUUGCUCCUAUCACAGAACCUGCUGGAAUGCAUUCCGGAUGGGAUUGGUCAGCUGAAGCAGCUCUCCAUCCUGAAGGUGGACCAGAAUCGGCUGACAGAGGUGACAGAGUCAAUUGGGGACUGUGAAAAUCUGUCAGAACUCAUCUUGACAGAGAACAUGCUGACAGCCUUACCAAAGUCCCUUGGCAAGCUGGCCAAGCUGACGAACCUGAACGUGGAUCGGAACCGGCUAACAUCCCUUCCAUCUGAGAUUGGAGGCUGUGCCAAUCUGAAUGUGCUGUCCUUGCGAGACAAUCGGCUGGCCCUCUUGCCACCAGAGCUUGCCAACACCACUGAGCUUCACGUCCUGGAUGUGGCUGGGAACAGACUGCAGAACUUGCCAUUUGCUUUGACAAAUCUUAACCUGAAAGCCCUGUGGCUGGCAGAAAAUCAGUCUCAGCCCAUGCUGAAAUUCCAAACAGAGGAUGAUGAAAAGACAGGAGAAAAAGUUCUCACUUGUUACUUGCUUCCCCAGCAGCCCUCUCCUAGCCUAGAGAAUCUUUUGCAGAACAGUGUGGAUGAGAGCUGGACGGACACCAAUUUAAACAGAGUCAGUGUGAUUCAAUUCCUGGAUGAACCCAAAGUAGAUGAUGAAGAGGAGUCUGGAGCUGAGAGGCGGGGCUUACAGCGUAGAGCGACCCCUCAUCCCAGUGAACUGAAGGUUAUGAAGAAAGUGAUUGAAGUUCGGCGCAAUGGGGUAUACGCUGCAAAGCCUGACACGGACCUGAAUUCUCCUAACUCAGAAGAGAAGAGGCUGAGCGCCAUGUCAAAUCGCAGUGAGGACUCCCACCUUUCCAACAGCACUGCCUCUGCUGACUUUAGGGGAGAGGAGCAGGGAGAGGAGGGAGAGAGGAGCUGGCCAAAUGGGCAGCAUAAGGAAGCUGCUGUCCAAGAGGAGGAAGAUGUGGAACCCACUGUACACUUUGCUGAGGACACACUAAUACGGAGUGAAGAUGAGGAUGAAGAUGAAGAACGACCAUUCCCAGUGGAGAAACAGAGGCUUAUCCGCAAAGACACGCCCCAUUAUAAGAAACACUUUAAGAUAACUAAACUGCCCAAGCCAGAGGCAGUGGUGGCACUCCUGCAGGGGCUCAACAGCGAUGGAGUCCCCAAAGAGGAAGAGGAGUUAGGAGGCUGCAAUAACAACACAGAGCCCGAGGAUCAGGAGGAAGCAUGGAAUGAGGAUGACACAAAGAAUGGAGCUUUAUCUGCUCAGCCAUCAGUGAAGGGGGUGUCGUUUGAUCAAGCCAAUAAUCUGCUGAUUGAACCUGCUCGCAUUGAGGAGGAAGAGCUGACAUUGACUAUCGUGCGGCAGACAGGGGGGCUGGGCAUCAGCAUCGCAGGGGGCAAGGGCUCCACCCCCUAUAAGGGUGAUGACGAGGGCAUCUUUAUUUCCCGUGUGUCAGAAGAGGGUCCUGCAGCUCGUGCAGGUGUUCGUGUUGGGGACAAGCUUCUGGAGGUGAAUGGUGUGUCCCUGCACUGUGCUGAGCAUCAUGUGGCAGUGGAAGCUCUGCGUGGGUCGGGAAGCUCUGUCUCGAUGACAGUUCUGCGAGAGCGGAUGGUGGAGCCAGAGAACGCCAUCACUGUCACACCGCUACGCCCUGAGGAUGACUACAGCCCUCGUGAGAGGCGAGGUGGUCUACGUUUCCCAGAGCGACCUGAGGGGGCACCUCCCACGGAGAGAUAUUCCACUUGCCUCGUGCGCAAUGAGAAGGGUCUGGGCUUCAGCAUUGCUGGUGGCAAAGGCUCCACACCCUACCGGGCUGGUGACACGGGGAUCUUUAUCUCACGGAUUGCAGAGGGUGGUGCAGCCCAUCGGGACGGGAUCCUGCACGUAGGAGAUCGGGUCAUCUCGAUCAAUGGGGUAGACAUGACAGAAGCCAGGCAUGAUCAGGCAGUAGCGCUGCUUACUGCAUCCUCCCCCACCAUCGUACUGCUGGUAGAGAGAGAGGGUGCAGAGCAGCUCAGCGAGGGAGACUCGCCAGGUGUGCCACGAGUGCGCAUGCACUCGCCACCACCGCCUCCCAGCCAUGGCGAGAGCCCACCGGAGGAGACGCCUUCGCUGCAAAGGAACCAUCUGUCUAAAGGCCUGGAGGAUCAAUAUCCCAUUGAGGAAAUUCACCUUGUAAAAGCAGGUGGUCCCCUGGGACUCAGCAUCGUAGGAGGCAGUGACCAUUCAAGCCAUCCCUUUGGUAUUCAUGAACCAGGUGUCUUCAUUUCAAAGGUCAUUCCCCGUGGACUGGCAUCUCACAGUGGACUCCGUGUAGGGGACAGGAUCCUGGAGGUAAAUAGUAUUGACCUGCGCCAUGCUACCCACCAGGAAGCAGUGAAUGCCCUGCUCUCCAACACCCAGGAGCUGACUAUGUUAGUAAGGCGAGACCCACCACCACCUGGGAUGCAGGAAAUAUGUAUUGAAAAGGCUCCAGGAGAAAAGCUGGGCAUCAGCAUCCGGGGUGGAGCAAAAGGUCAUGCUGGAAAUCCAUUUGAUCCCACUGAUGAAGGCAUCUUCAUUUCUAAGGUGAGCUCCUCUGGGGCUGCAGCCCGGGAUGGACGUCUGAAAGUGGGAAUGCGGAUCCUGGAGGUGAAUCACCAGAGUUUGCUGGGAAUGACACAUACAGAAGCAGUACAGAUACUCCGAAGUGUGGGUGAUGCACUCCUUGUGCUAGUGUGUGAUGGCUUUGAUCCCAAGGCUGCAGCUGCCAUUGAGAUGUCCCCAGGAAUUAUUGCAAACCCUUUUGCUGCUGGUAUUGGGCGCAAGAAUAGCCUGGAAAGUAUCUCUUCUAUUGAUCGGGAUUUAAGCCCUGAAGAGCUGGAGAUCCUACAGAAGGAGAUGGAAAUGGUGAGAGAAGCAACUCAGUGGGAGAGAGAAGAAAUGGAGAAAGUGAAUAUCACCAGUGAACCUUUGAGACUGGACUAUCGGACCCUGGCUGCUUUGCCCAGCAGUGGCUUACAAAGAGUCAAUCGCACUCUUGUUCAGUAUAAUAAGGCCAGCUCCAGAAUGGAGGGCGACUGCGCUAUGCUGUCUCUGCCAGUGGCACAGGACAGCCGAGAUUCAUACUCAGAAACAGCUGCAGGCCCGAUCAUCGGAUGCGUGGCUGGCCUUCCUCAGAACCCUGCAUCACCUGGCAAGUGCACGAGUGGGGCAGAAAAACCCCAGCUAGACAAGCAGGAUCCCACGGGUUGCCCCUUGUCCCAGGACCAGAUGACAAAGACGCCAGAGCAAGAGUGUAUGAUUGACUCUCAGCCGAUCCUCUUCAGUGAGAACCCCUUUGUGGUGGCUAACCGCAAGGGGAAAGCGGCAGGCAAGGCUUGCCUGGGGGGCCCACCCCUGGGCUAUGGCAGGGGGGGAGUGCUGAAGACCAACCUUUACUCCAAGGCCCCUGCUGUCGAGUCUGGGACAGGAAAUUCCAGGCGUGAAACUCCCUAUUCUCCUAGUAAUCAGCAGGCUUCCAUUAACUUCAUUACAUCGCAGGAUGACAGUAAAUCA